Candidula unifasciata is the source of this 2067-nucleotide messenger RNA. NCBI's taxonomy places the organism in Eukaryota, Metazoa, Mollusca, Gastropoda, Stylommatophora, Geomitridae. The record is from the annotation of a GenBank genome assembly.
AUGACCGAAGGGCCGACCGAGUGUCCUUUGUGCAUGGAAGCACUUGAUGUUGAUGAUUACAGCUUCUUUCCUUGCACUUGUGGAUACCAGAUCUGUCGUUUUUGUUGGCACCGGAUUCGAACAGAUGAAAAUGGAUUGUGUCCAGCCUGCCGGAAACAGUACCCAGAAGACCCUGCAGAGUUUAAACCUCUAACAGAUGAUGAAUUACAAAACAUCAGAAAAGAACGUAAACAGAAAGAUUCACAGCGAAAACACAAAGCUGCAGAAAACAGGAAACAUUUGGCAAAUGUCAGGGUUGUGCAGAAGAACCUGGUGUUUGUGGUAGGUCUGUCCCCAAGGCUUGCAGAUCCUGAGGUGCUGAAAAAGCAUGAGUAUUUUGGCAAGUUUGGGAAGCUGCACAAGGUGGUGAUCAAUCAGAGUACGUCGUAUGCUGGAUCUCAGGGUCCAAGUGCCAGCGCUUAUGUAACGUAUGUGAAAUCAGAAGAUGCCCUGAAAGCUAUACUAACAGUGAACAAUGUACAUGUGGAUGGGCGUAUAUUGAAAACAUCUUUAGGCACCACUAAGUAUUGCAGUCACUUCCUCAAGGGUUCACACUGUCAGAAGGCUGAUUGUAUGUACUUGCAUGAGCUGGGAGAAGAAGCUGCCAGUUUCACUAAAGAAGAAAUGCAAGCAGGGAAGCACCAAGAAUACGAACAGAUGUUGAUUGAGCAGUUUUUAAAUUCUCAAAACUCUGCCACUAAUCACCCUGUAACAAAUAAUAAAAUUAAAAAACCAGUUUCGCCACAGGCUGUAGAAAGCUCGGAGAUGAUACCUUCCUUGAUGGACAUGACCGGGGACAUCAAACACACACAGCACAGUCUGGGGCCACUGUUACCCAACCCUGUGUACAGUGGUGCUGGUGCUCAGUCUCACCUCAACAAUUCCAACUCCAGCUGGCCAUUGUUAGAUGGCCUCAGUUCUGUACCAGGUAAUGGGCUGAAAGCAGAAAAGGGCCUGGCAGACAGUAACAAGUCACAGGGUCAAAGCAAUAAAUCACAGCUUCGAACAGAUAUACCACCAGUCAACAGCAACAGCCGUGUAGUUGGUGCUCGGUCACAGAGAAGCGGCAGCUCUACUAGCAACACAGAUGAGAGUCUUAUAUUAAACACAGUGAAUCCUGCCAGCAAUAGCAGAACAUCUUCAACAACACCACCGGGAGACAGAGAACAGAGUGCCGGCUCUCCACAGAUGGACCAGCCAUCUCACAGAAGUCUUCCGCUGCCAACACCAGGGUCCUGUGCCGGUCAACAGCUGCCACUCAUACAAGGACAGGGGAUAUCAGUUUCUGCUUACACACCUCCGACCACAUCUGUUAAUGGAGCACAUGCUCAGUCCCACUCGGAGGCAGAUGAAACCUCUACAGACAGCAUUGGUGCUAUUGGAUCUAACAGAAGGCCUGGCUUGUCCGAGGCCUACAACGCCCAAGGUCUUUCAUUCUUCAGCAACAACUUGUUUACUUCUUCUGCAGGAGCAGCACAAACCCUAACGAAUACGUCUUUCCAAGAAUUGCCAAAUAUUUCACUAGCCAAUCAGGAGAUGCCUGAUUCUCUCCCAGUGUUCCCCAACACAGAGUGGUCGUCAGUGCUUGAUCUCAGGAACAGCGAUGAUGAUCUAGGAUUCGAUCCGUGUGCAGAGUCAUUCAAAGGCCUGGCUGACCUCAUGGAGAAAGAGAAUGGAAUGCAACAACAGCAGCAUUAUCUCCACCUUGCUCAGCAACAGCAACAACACAAACUGGGUUUAUCUGCCCCGUCAGACAUUCUCACUCACCAUGCUCCACUGUCACCUCUCCAGAACAACAGCGAGUUUUUAAGGAGUGUACCUGUCCCCCCAGGUUUCUCAUUUUCACAUUUACAACAGCAGCAACAGCAGCAUCUUCAUCAACAACAGCAGUUUUUCAGACAAGAACUGAAUGGCUCGAAAAUGUUAGAUCAUCUACCACAGCUGAACCCAGCAGCUCAUCAAAGGUUUCCUCCAAGCUCAGGGUAUCACAGCCUGUCACCAGAUCUGCAUGUACAACAGUCACUGCAG